Papilio machaon (common yellow swallowtail) is the source of this 1444-nucleotide messenger RNA. Its product is annotated as zinc finger protein OZF-like. Gene Ontology annotation, biological process: regulation of transcription by RNA polymerase II. The transcript has 9 exons. The record is from RefSeq and is a predicted model, not a curated record. Gene Ontology annotation, cellular component: nucleus. Gene Ontology annotation, molecular function: DNA-binding transcription factor activity, RNA polymerase II-specific; RNA polymerase II transcription regulatory region sequence-specific DNA binding. Lineage: Eukaryota; Metazoa; Arthropoda; Insecta; Lepidoptera; Papilionidae. Bases 36 to 1202 code for a protein of 388 amino acids.
UGUUAUUCAGAAAACAUUAGAAAUAUAGAGUUAAGAUGGAUGAUAAUUCAGAGACUUUAUUAAAAAAGUUAUGUUGUACAUGUUUAUGUGAAGACAGAAAAUUAUUUCAAUUGUGUAGAAUUAAUAAUGGUGUUAACAACUUGUAUUGGUUAUUAUCAUCCGAUUCUGAAGCCUUUAGGGAAGGCUUUCACAGACAUGGUGCAAGUUUGUACAUCUGCUGGGAGUGUGAUGCAAUAAUGAGAAGGAUAUGUGACUUUAGAAGACAGGCUUGUAUCGCACAGAGACAUCUGACAUGCCUAGUUGAAGGACAAUAUAAAGCUAUAAAAAUGCUAUCAAAACUAACUCAUACAUUAAAAAAAACAUAUGACUACACAUUUACAAGAAUAAUAAAGAAACCUGGUUCGAAACCGAGACGUAAUAAAACGAUGACUGAUAAACCGACACCGUUCGGUUUUUUGUGUAGCGAAUGUAACCAGUAUUUUGAUACAAAGAAAUCAAGAUGGAUUCAUGUACAACGAUCUCAUAGGGAAGGUUUUGAAUGUACGAUUUGCGGGAAGAGAUUUCCCUUCAGAAAUAACCUAACAAGACAUCAGCUUACGCACACAUCACCACAGCCUCGUAUCGAAUGUACGAUAUGUCAUAAACUUGUACGCACGGAUCUGUCGCGAGCGCAUGCGCGUACUCACGCGCCCCGAAAUACGUACGCGUGUGCGCUCUGCGUGAAGACAUUCGCAAGUCGAGCGUCGUACGAACAUCAUCUCAAAUAUACGAAAACACACGCUGUUAUUGAUAUAAACAAAUACAAAUGCUCGGUGUGUGACAAAGGGUACAAGUCUAAAGGUGAGCUGAGAGACCACAUUAACUAUCGUCACAUGGGCAAGACUCAACACAAAUGUCCACAAUGCGGCAAGGCGCUGGCGACACGUCGCUGCGUAACGCGACACAUACGACGCGCUCACGACGGCCUCAAGGAGAACCCACGUGAUAAGAUGUGUCAACAGUGUGGCAAAGCGUUUAGAGAUAAAAAAGGUUUAAGAGAACACGAACUCAUCCAUACAGGGGAAAGACCUUUAUCUUGUGAGAUAUGCGGCUGUACUUUUAGACAGAACGCAUCUUUAUAUACACAUAGGAAGAGAGUACAUAAUAUAUAUAAUAAGAGAAGAAGCAUAGAGUUGAUGGAGAGUGAGAUACCAAAUACGUAGUUAAGAAGAUAAAGGCAGAAAUUCGCAAGAGACAUGCUACAAAUGUUCUCGCCUGUUCGCGCUGACUGUUGCGGGAAUUUCAACAAACGCGUUCAAGUCGGAACAAAACAAAUCAAAGCAAAUGAUCUAUCAAUUUAUAGAGAGAGUAUACAAUAUCACGGGGUCAAAUAACUUUUUCUGUUUAUUAAAGAUUAGAAAAUGUCGACAUAAUUGUAUAAUUCAAACAAGAAGUUUAAUUAAAA